Messenger RNA from Quercus lobata, 612 nucleotides. RefSeq lists its product as uncharacterized. Bases 1 to 612 code for a protein of 203 amino acids. NCBI's taxonomy places the organism in Eukaryota, Viridiplantae, Streptophyta, Magnoliopsida, Fagales, Fagaceae. The record is from RefSeq and is a predicted model, not a curated record. The transcript has a single exon.
AUGGCCGGGAGAAGAGGAUUGCUUACCGUAGUUCCCGUGGAAAAUGGCUCGGGCAAGCAGCCACCCGAGAAGAGGCUAAAAGUUGCUCAGGAGCCCAUUGCUUUUAACGAUGAUGAUUUAGAAGGAACGAUUCAGCCACACGUUGAUGCAUUGGUGGUGACAGCCCAUAUAAAGAGUUUUAUAGUAAAGAGGGUAAUGGUGGACCAGGGAAGUGGGGCCGAUGUGAUGUAUCCAGAAUUGUUUAGAGGGCUCAGACUGAAGAAGAAGGACCUCUCAAAAUACGAUACACCCCUGGUUGGUUUUGAUGGUCAGGUGGUGAUUCCCAAGGGGCAAAUAUCACUUCUCGUGAAUAUGAAAGGAAAGGAAGUGACAGUGGCUUUUGUAGUUAUCGCUUCAUUUUCUCCUUAUAUGGCUAUUCUAGGAAGGUCGUGGAUCUAUGCGAUGAGGGCAGUUCCCUCCACCCUGCAUGUGAAGGUUAAAUUCUGCACCGAGCAGGGCAUUGCUAUAGUAAGGGAAAGUCAGCAAGCAAUCAGGCAAUGUUUAAUGGCCGUAGUCGAUUGGAAGUACAAGCAGGCUAAACAAAAUGAAACCACCGAGGAGAUUCCUUUAUAG